UGAGGACAAGCCCAGUGAUGUCUAUAAACCCUUUAUUGGCAGCAUCAGGACAGCAGAGGAUCCCAUUGGUUCCCUCACCAUUUGGGCCUCCAGUUGUGGACAGGGAUAUGUUGUCUUCCAGUAUUGCUCCAACUGACACAAGCCAGUUUUGUGUUCCUUCCCAAUAUGGAUCGCCUAUUCUUCCGAAUGCAACUAUGCCAAACCCGCUGUCGGGUCACUUCUAUUCAGGCUGGGGCAUUUUACCACCUGAACCCAUAAAGGCAAUGACCACAAGGAAUGAGAUGAUUGAAAGACACCACGCUGCCAGGGCAGAAAUAGAAAUGUAUUCUCUUUACCAGCAACGGAGAAUGGAAAGAGUUAAUCCCAGGGGACUCUCUGGCCUGGGGAUACCACUCUUUUAUGGGUCCAGUUGCCUGGCUGGUCCCGCAGGCUUCCAAGGCAGGAACGCAUUGCCUGCCAGCGAUCUGCAUGUGCACAGAAGCGCCCUCAGACACCUUCAGGGAAACCCUAUUCUGCUAGCAACUAGACCACACUUGACCGAGUGCUGGGGUCAGAAAUACCGACUCAGGAGAGGUUCCAUGUACCAGAAGCCUCUAGAGAGUGACACUGAGGGUUUCAAAAGUCAUGGAGAAGAAAAAAGCUCAGGCCAGAUGGCCGCGGUGCCCUGUGAAGAGGAAGAGUGUAUCAAGGAUCCGGAAGUCGAAGUAGACAACCAGCCGCAGCAGCCAAGGGAAACGGAUGAAAAGCCGACCACAGCCCUCACCAACCCUGGAGGCGGAGGCGAGCUCCAGCCAAACCAGAGAACCCCCUCUUCCCUGGAGGCAGGGCCGUGGGAUGGUGGAAAGUCCUCUGAACAGAGCUGUGAAGGCUGCGGUGAAAAGAAUGGGCUUUACCUGCCAGUUUCCAUACUGCCUCUGCCAGGAGCACACGAGCUGGCUGCACUUCAGGAAACACGUUCUCUGGCUGAUAUUCAGAAGUGGACAGUCGAAGACGUGCGUAACUUCAUCAGCAGCCUCCCAGGCUGCUCAGACUAUGCCCAGGUAUUUAAGGAUCAUGCAAUUGAUGGAGAAACACUGCCCCUUCUCACGGAGCAGCAUCUUCGAGGCACCAUGGGACUGAAACUGGGGCCAGCACUAAAAAUUCAGUCUCAGGUAUCUCAGCAUGUGGGAAAUGCGUUCUGUAAAAAAAUUCCUUCAGUUCCCACCCAUUCGAGGCAAGCAUUUGAUCAGCCAGCAGACAUGCCCCCUGUUUUGGAUAUUAAUUCCUGGAGUGACGGUUUCAGUGUUCCUGAUUCGCAGGAUAUAAUGAUUCCUAAAAGGACUGAGCAAGAGAGUAUGAGAAACUAAAAAAA
Messenger RNA from Acomys russatus (golden spiny mouse), 1351 nucleotides. RefSeq names its product sterile alpha motif domain containing 7 (gene Samd7). Bases 18 to 1346 code for a protein of 442 amino acids. Gene Ontology annotation, molecular function: protein binding. The record is from RefSeq and is a predicted model, not a curated record. The transcript is spliced from 7 exons. NCBI's taxonomy places the organism in Eukaryota, Metazoa, Chordata, Mammalia, Rodentia, Muridae.